AUGGCAGAAGGAGGUCCUCCACCAGCAGCAGCAGCAGCAGCAGCUGCCGCCGCCGCGUCUUCUUAUUCAUAUGAUGAUGUCAAUGGAGAAUUUCUCAAGAGUUUAAUGGAAAUGGGUAUUCAUCAAGAAACUGCUAGACAGGCGUUAAAAAUUGUUAAUAAUCGAAGUUUGGAAGAUGCUUUGGCUGUUGUUUUUGGUGAAACACCUACUUUUUCUGCAGAAUCCAUGAUAUCAACUAGUGGAGCUAGUAUAGAACAGACUACUCAAAUUUCCUAUGAAUCGAAUGUAAUACCAACCGAUAGCGAUACUACUGACGAAAACAUGAUGAGCUAUAAAAUGUUGUUUAUUGUGAAUGGUUCACUUUCUAUGAGUUCGGGCAAAAUGGCAGCGCAAGUCGCACAUUCUGCUGUUGAUUUAUAUCAAAAAAUUCUUGAUCAGCGUCUGAUGGCUAUAAAUUUUUGGCGUAUUAGUGGACAAAAGAAAAUUGUUGUUCGCGGUGAUUCAACUGAAGAAUUACUCGAUAUUCAACAGCGUGUCUCCGUAAAUAAAGCUGUAGUCACAUCGAUUAUUCGUGAUGCUGGUCGAACUGAAAUCGCUAGUGGAUCAAUCACAUGUCUUGGCUUGUUUGGUAAUGAUAGUCAAUUGGAUUCGAUAACGCGUCAUUUAAAAUUAAUGAAUGACUGUUUAAAAUGCAGUGGUACGAAUUCUCAGCAGCAAAAAAACAAAAAGAAGAAACAAGAUACAGAUGCUCCAUCAUCGUCGCCGCCACCACCACCAACCACAAAUUCAGAUGAUGGAUCGAACAUCUAA
Rotaria socialis is the source of this 810-nucleotide messenger RNA. Lineage: Eukaryota; Metazoa; Rotifera; Eurotatoria; Philodinida; Philodinidae. The record is from the annotation of a GenBank genome assembly.